UUUAACUGUGGUCGUGUUGCAACAUGCUACACCGCACUGAUCUCCACAGAUGAUGGAGGUGUUUAUGACUGGCGCAGAUCUCUGCGUCAGUGCGUCUUGUUUUUUCUUACCUUGAUCAGGAAGAAGCGACAUUGACUAGGGAAGUGCCAGCAGGUUUCCAGUACCUAUCAUCAUGUCUGUGUCUGAGGAUGAAGCAAACAUUUCUGCAGAUAAUCCUAUAGAACCCUUGGCUUCUGAGCUCACAUGUCCCAUAUGCCUGCAGCUAUUCUCUGAGCCCGUUUCUCUUCCCUGUGGUCACAUGUAUUGCUUUCCCUGCCUGAAGACCAUGGAAGAAGGUCUUGACCAACACAGAUGCCCAGAAUGUCAAGCUGAGUACCAGGGAACCACUGCUCUUGUGAAAAAUGACAAAAUGUGCAGAUUUGUUGAGACGUACAUGACCACUGCCGGGAAACGUUUCUCCCCUGCAAACCCUCCAGAACUCCUCCAUUUAACAUCCAAGAGCAGACAUAAUUUUGCUAUGGAUCAGUCAGCUGGAGAAAGCCAAAACUAUAGAGGGGAACACAAGGCAAAUAAAGGCUGUGAGGUUGGGUUUGCAUCCAAAAACAUUCCCUUUAAUCCAGUGCAAGAAAAAAUCAGCCACAAAAGCAAAAUUGAAAUGAAUGAACCCAAGUUUAAACUGGCAUCUCAAAUCACAGAGUUACACUUGAAACUAGAGAUCGCAGAAGGUGUUUUAACGAAAGAAAAGGAAUGGGAGCUUCAGAUGACAACUUCUAAUUCUCAGAUGAGAGGGAAAAUAUCCAAGCUGCUGGGGCAGAUGAAGGACUCGCUGCAGAGCUAUAGUGACCAGGUGACACAGAUGGUCGAGAAGGAGUUAGGUCCAGGUGAAAACAGCAUUGGCAGUCAAGUCAAUCAAACCUCUGAGCUGGUGAAACAGCUAAGGCAUGCUGUGCUUACAGCUGAAUCCCUACUGACCGAAGAGGAUGAGAAGGCAUUCACUGACGAGCUUCAGAGUCUCAAACCUAGCAUUGCAGAGUUACUGGCAAAACAGCUGACUGAAGAGAAAGAUUUCAUUGAAAUGGAGGUCAACCUUGCACAAGCCUGUCCCAAACUGGAGAACAUGAACACUGAGCUGAGGGAACAACUUGGAGAGAUUCAACGCACCCUUCGGAACACCCUCAACCCAUCAGAGCUGACCUUUGACCCAGAAACAGCUCAUCCUAAUCUCAUUCUGUCAGAGGACCUGAAGACAGUGACUUUCACCACUGUGAAGCAGUCCUACCCAUCAUCCCCGCUGAGGUUCACCAACUUUUACCAGGUCCUCAGCGUGCAAAGCUUCUCAGAAGGCGAACACUGCUGGGAGGUGGAGCUCGAAGGUUCUCCGUGGAUCAUUGGCAUGUGCUACAGUGGAAAGCUGGCACGCAGCGGGAUGCCAUCCGCCCUGGAAAGCAGCAGGAGCUCCUGGUCUCUGAUGUGGUUUGAUAACUUGCUCACUGCUUUUGAGCAAGGUCACAGUGUGCCGCUAAAGAAAACCACAAUGUCACGCAGGCUUGAGGUCAAGCUCAGCUUCAAGACACACAGGCUGAGCUUCUACAACAUCAGCUCCACCAGUGGGAAGACACAUAUCUACACCUUUAAGGCCAAUCUGAGUGAAGCAGUGCACCUGGCCUACAGGAUGAUGUCAGGACACCCCAAAGGCAGAGUCAUGAUUUGCUCAUAAAUAGAACUUUUAAAAAUGAGCG
Messenger RNA from Girardinichthys multiradiatus, 1739 nucleotides. It is a transcript of the gene trim107, whose product is annotated as tripartite motif containing 107. The record is from RefSeq and is a predicted model, not a curated record. NCBI's taxonomy places the organism in Eukaryota, Metazoa, Chordata, Actinopteri, Cyprinodontiformes, Goodeidae. Bases 173 to 1717 code for a protein of 514 amino acids. The transcript has 2 exons.